CUGCUCUCCUCAGUGAGUCAAGGCUGUCUGUCCCGGGAGGAAGAGCAGCGCCCGCGCAUGUGAUUUUUUUUUUGGCCCCACCAUCACCCCUUCAGCCGACCCCGGGGGACUUUAGCAGCAGCAGCAGGAGCCUCCAGCUCCCCUGCAGGGACUUGCCUCCUAGAGAAAGUUUGCUUUUAUUUUAUCCCCCCCCUUUUCUUGACCCCCCCCAACCCCUUACAGGCUCCUGCCCCUGCCAACUCCGCAGCUGGCUCGCGCCGGGGGCUUGGGUAGCGCGGGGCGGGCUGCGAGCGGCGCGUGUCCCACGGGGCUGGGCAGCGGGGGCUGCUCUGCGCUCAGCGAGCGGCUCCCGGCGGUGAGUCCCCGCGGGCUGUGUGAGCGGGGCAGCAGCGGGGCGCGUUUGCUGCCUGUGGGGCCGGGAAGCCGCCCACCCCCACCCGGGGCGCACACCGGUUGCACCUGAGCAGCUCUUUUCUCCCCCCCCCCAUUGCCACCGCAGCCCUUCCUCGGGGUCUGCCUGCGCAGCCGGGGGAGGGGGCCGAGAGUGACCAUGCGAGAGAGAGGGAAGGUUUAACCCCUUCGCCUCCCCCCCCCCACUCAUGAAUUAACUCCCGAGGGGGGGAGCAGCAGAGCCCGGGGACAGAAGGAGCCGGGCAUCCCUCGUCUGCCUCAGAGGCGAGCCAGCAGCAGCAGCAGCAGCACCCGGCUGGGAGCGAUGCCUCUGAGGCUCGGCUGGCUUUGGUGGGGAGGGCUGCUGUGCAGCUGCUGCUGCUCCCCGCCGCCGCCCGUGCUGCCCCUGCUGCCCGCCGGGGGGGCGCUGCUGGCGGACAGCAGCAGGGAGCAGCCGCAGCCUCCAGCCGCCUCCUCGCCGGGAUUCCUCUACCGGCGCCUCAAGUCGCACGAGAAGCGGGAGAUGCAGAAGGAGAUCCUGUCCGUGCUGGGGCUGCCGCACCGGCCCCGGCCGCUGCACGGGCUGCAGCCGCGGCCGCCUCCUCCCCAGCAGCAGCAGCAGCAGCAGCUGCCCCCGCCGGGCAGGCUCAACUCGGCUCCUCUCUUCAUGCUGGAUCUGUACAAUGCCCUGUCCAGCGAGGAGGAGCAGGAGCAGGGGCCGGGGGCAGAGCGCCGCCGCCUGCAGCCCCCCACCGCUCACACCCUGCAGCGCAAGACCCUCAUCCCCCAGCCGGGACCCAGUGGCGGCUCCCCCUCGGCCAGCUCGCAGGACAGCGCCUUCCUCAACGACGCGGACAUGGUCAUGAGCUUUGUGAACCUGAUUGAAUAUGACAAAGAGUUCACACCUCACCAACGACACCACAAAGAGUUCAAGUUUAACUUGUCCCAGAUCCCAGAGGGGGAGGCAGUUACUGCUGCGGAAUUCCGAAUCUACAAGGACUGUGUCAUGGGGAGUUUUAAAAAUCAAACCUUUCUUAUCAGCAUCUAUCAAGUCCUGCAAGAACAUCAGAACAGAGAUUCUGAUCUGUUUUUGCUGGAUACCAGAGCAGUGUGGGCCUCAGAAGAAGGUUGGCUGGAGUUUGACAUCACUGCCACCAGUAACAUGUGGGUGAUGAACCCUCAGCACAACAUGGGGCUCCAGCUGAGUGUGGUGACCAGGGAUGGUCUCAAUGUAAACCCUAGAGCAGCAGGCCUGAUAGGCCGAAAUGGCCCUUACGACAAGCAGCCUUUCAUGGUGGCCUUUUUCAAAGUGAGUGAGGUUCAUGUUCGGACCACUAGGUCAGCCACAAGCAGGCGCAGGCAGCAGAAUCGAAACCGCUCCACUCAGUCUCAAGAUGUUUCCAGGGUAUCUAGUGUUACAGAUUACAACAGCAGUGACCUAAAAACAGCUUGCCGAAAGCAUGAACUUUUCGUUAGCUUCCAAGAUUUGGGAUGGCAGGAUUGGAUAAUUGCACCAAAAGGCUAUGCAGCAAACUACUGUGAUGGAGAAUGUUCUUUCCCACUCAAUGCACACAUGAAUGCCACCAAUCAUGCCAUUGUACAAACUUUGGUUCAUCUUAUGAAUCCUGAAUACGUUCCCAAACCCUGUUGUGCACCUACCAAACUAAAUGCCAUAUCAGUUCUUUACUUUGAUGAUAACUCCAAUGUCAUUUUGAAAAAAUAUAGGAAUAUGGUAGUAAGAGCGUGUGGAUGUCACUGAUGCACAUUCUUCAGCCAGACCUACUGUGCAAUUCUAACAUGAACUUCUAGAUUACACCUACCUGACCUUGGAGAAAGUCAACAAAUGCUCUUGAGAUGAAACAGACUUCUAAAACACAAUGUGUGCGCCUUAUGAGAGGAAGUAGCAGGGUACUUCUUCAUUGAUGUGUACUCACUUUGUUCCUUUUUAAAUCCAGCACCUGUUCCCAUUACAAACUGAUCUACAGCAUGGCAGCCUUUCUGAUCUGCAAAAACAUGAACUGCAAGGCUCGCAAAAAUGAAAUCAGUCCCUACAAAUUUUGUUAGCUUCGAUCAUUCCCUGUAUGGUAUUAAACUCCCCUGAGAGUAGCAGAAACUUAAAACAGGAGCUUGACCUCGUCAGUUGGUCAGUCUGCACUUCAGUUUUACCAAACCAGCAUCUGCUACAUAUAAGCCUUGAAAAAGUGUCUCCUGCAGACAAAAGGCAAAGCUGUAGUAGUAAAAUAUAGAAAUUAUGCUUUUAAUACCUUACCAUCAUGCAUUUUACGUUGGACAACCCCAACGUUAGGAAGUGCCUUCUAUUUAAAGAAUAGUUGCUACAUCAGUAUGAGUGGUUUCUUCCAGAAGCCAACCUGAUAAACAGCAACUUCAGUUGUGCCAAAGCAAGCCUUUGACCCUCUGCAUUCUCCAAACACAUAUGCUGAACCAUAGACUUGACUAGAUAUUUAACUGCACCAUGUAUUAGUUACAUAAGGACAAAGCCACUCCCUGCCUGGUUUUUUGAGAUGAAUGUUCCAACUAGGCAGUGAAUUUAUAAAUUUGUUCUUGUGCAGCUUCCCACUUUGUUUAGAUUCUAUAACUCCUGCACGAUGCAUCAACUAAGCCUGUUCUGUUUUAUUCCAAACAUUCUUUGCUUUUCAACUGUACCACCACAGAGGAGGCUGCAAUCAGGACAGUUCUACAACUGUAAGUUUAUACAUAAAUUUUGAAGCAGCUCCUGUGUUGGAGAGUGGGCACAUUCGUGAAGAUGCAGUUUAUGUAAAACUAUCUGGCCAAAAAGGAAAUUGCAUUUAAGAAGUUGGUUUAAAGGGUAUAUUCACAUUUUAGCCAUAGCUUCUAAUAGACUAGUUUUAUUCCCAAUGUUAAUAGUAACAAUGAAUUUUCUGAUCAAUGUUAAACUUGUAUUAAAUGCACUUACCUCUAACUCUUGCAUUUAAAAAAGCUUCUUGUAAAUACAAGCUAUAAUUUAUUGCAAUUGUCAUCAUUGUGCUGUAACAUUUAUAGAAAGACUGGGCUUUUUAAAAAAAAGUUUUUAUUUAGAAAGUCUCAGUGUAAACAAUUGUACUACUUUGAUUUUAUACAAGAAACUCAUGAGCCAAAGCUUGGGCUACUCAUGAGAUUGUGCUUCACAAGAGUUUUAAAAAACAUUAAUAAAGGCUUCCUUUAAGGCAGACGUCUAUACAGUUUAUCUAAUACAUCUGCCAUACAAUAUUUAGCCCUCAUUGUACACUUUCCAUGCUUACCCAGUUUUAGUUUGAACAGAACCUGUGGUCCUUGCCUGAAAGAGUAAGUUACUGAUGUAAAGAGAAUUUUCACUAUUACAUAUGGACACGAAACAACAACUUGACUUAGAGCAAAGUGCUGACUUAUGUAAUUCCCAGAGAUGUCAAUGAAUGAGGGCAGAAUUUAGCCCCUUAGAAGAAAAGAUACAACUACAUUAGCAAACUAACGGUGUCUGCAUUGUAAAUUCUUUGGCUUUAAUGUAUUAGAACACCUCACACAAUCAGGUCAUCAUUCAAGGCAACGAAGUGUAUGGUCCUCCCAUUCAAAGGUAGCAACAAGAACUGAACAGCAGUGGUACUGAAGAGGAGUUUUGCAUAUUAAGGAACAAGAAACACUUUUGAAGUAUCAGUCUGCUUAUUAAAUAAAUCAUGAGUUCAUCUGCUCCUGCUGAUUAAGUCAGAUGAGUGGUUCUAGCAGUAAACUGGGGCAAGAGAAAUAUGGUACAGAAAAUUAUUUGCAACCAGUUGUUUCUAAAGGUGUUAAUUAUUUUCCAAGAGAUGUCUACCUCUUUAAGUGGUUGUUAUGAUAACAUCCUCUCCUCUAGCAUUGAAGAGAAGUGUCCUGUUUGAACUGUUAUAAAAUCCCCCAUCUGCUAUGGCAUCAGUAAUAUUCAGGCACAUAGUAAAAGUACCAUUACUUUCAUUAUGGCUACAGCCUCCCAUGACUAGAGAAAUAUUAACAAGAAACAAGCCUGGUAUCUUCCAAAGGGGUGUGUUUUCUUUUUCAACCUCCCAUUUUUUGACCAGCUGCUAUAUUAAGACAGAGUUUUUAGCUUCAGUUGAAAAGGCAACAUUUAUUAGUACAGCUGUAGCUUGUACCUUUCUAGUAAUGGUGAGCACGUUGUAAGCUGUACUUUGGUAGCAAGCCUUUACCCAAAUUCAACCUGAAGACAAAAAUAGUUUACCCAGUCCCUUAACUUGAUUUUCCUCAUCUAUUUUAGGCUCAAAGGAAACCAUUUAUAUCUCCACAGGGGAAGGUAGAAAUGUAGUAAUACUGAUGCUGAAAAUACUCAAUUUGCACAGUAACUACUUGUUACCAGUUUUCCUUGACAAACAAUGAAAAAGUCAGUACGGUGUGGCUUUAAAACACACACACACACAAGGAAGAUACCACAAGUCAGUACAUUCAGUUUUCAAAAACAACAAAAAACCAACCCCACCUUUUGAAAAUCAAUAACAUUAACUUGAUUUAACUCUCCCCAUUAGUGUACAAGAACAGUCAGGGCAGAAGUAUCCAUGUGUGUUUUACAAUUCAUCCCUUGCCUGACGCAAAACAAACUUAUGCAGCGUUUCAAGAUCUCUGGCUCCAUUGUGUUCACUGACUUUCUCCCCUGCUCGGAAAAGCAACAGUGUUGGAUAACCGUUCAC
Trachemys scripta elegans is the source of this 5057-nucleotide messenger RNA. RefSeq names its product bone morphogenetic protein 6 (gene BMP6). NCBI's taxonomy places the organism in Eukaryota, Metazoa, Chordata, Testudines, Emydidae. Gene Ontology annotation, cellular component: extracellular region. Gene Ontology annotation, molecular function: growth factor activity; cytokine activity. The record is from RefSeq and is a predicted model, not a curated record. Gene Ontology annotation, biological process: SMAD protein signal transduction.